Molecule: messenger RNA, 957 nt
Organism: Vanderwaltozyma polyspora DSM 70294
Lineage: Eukaryota; Fungi; Ascomycota; Saccharomycetes; Saccharomycetales; Saccharomycetaceae
Product: PQ-loop repeat-containing protein
Exons: 1
Coding region: 1-957 (318 amino acids)
Source: RefSeq, a predicted model, not a curated record
AUGUCCUGUAAGGAAACUUUAUGGCCUGAAAUAUCAGAGCUCACUGGGACAGUAUCCUUCCUAGCGUCUUUUGUUUCUUUGAUGCCUCAAAUUAUUGAAACAUAUAGAGAUAAAACAGUGGAAGGUCUAUCGCCAUAUUUUUUAUUAGCAUGGUUAUUAGGUGAUAUAACAUCGAUAAUUGGAGCUACAUUGACUAAUCAAUUAACGUUUCAGAUUCUUUUGGCAAUCUAUUUCUUAGCUAAUGAUCUAGUGGUGUGUUUACAGUACUAUUACUAUGGUGUGCUUCAUGAAAAUAAGUUGGCUACAGUUAGUCAUGAAUCUAAACCUAUAUUAGCUUCAUCAGAUAUAUUGCAAGAUGGAGAUUCUGAAAAUAUUGAUACUGACAGCCUUUUUCAGAGAAUAAGAACAAAUGGCAGUGAGAGAUCUAGAAUAAUGGCAGCUAGUGCGUUAUUACUUUCAACACAAGUCAGUGCAGCUGAAGCAUUCCCAUUCUUUAGUCAAGAUUCAAAUACUAGCAUUGCACCAAUCCCAAUACCUGGUAAAGGUCCACAUGAUCAUGAAAUUGGUGUUUUGAUGUCAUGGUUGGGUGCCUUUUUUUACGUUGGUGCAAGAUUGCCACAGUUGAUUAAAAAUUAUAGAAGAAAAUCUACAGAUGGUAUUUCACCAACUUUAUUUGCCAUGACACUACUGAGUAAUAUAACAUACAAUAUAAGCAUCUUCACGAGUUGUAAUUUUUUUGAUUCAGACGAUAAACAUGAAUUCAUCAUGAAUGCAAUGCCAUUCAUAUUCGGUAGUGCAGGUACAGUUGCAUUUGAUAUGAUUUAUUUCUAUCAGCAUUAUGUUUUAUACUCAAGUGAUAUGAAACUAAGAGAGCUUGAACGAGAAUUGUUCAAUGAAGAUUUAAUUCAAGGGGAAUCAGAAACAAGCCCAUUGUUACAACAAGAUCAACAGCAAUAA